ACUCAUGUUCAUGGGUCUCUUUUUUCUUCGAAUUGAUUUUGUCAGUUCGUAAAAAUUUGUUUUUAGCUAUUUUUGGAGUCCUAGGCUGCUGAUUGUUUUGAAUUCUUUUUCUUUUUCCUUUCCUCUCCAUUGCAUUUGGAUCUGUCUUUUGCUAAAACACUUAUAGUGAAGCCAUAAAACCAGCCAUCUGGUUUAUUGUUCCAUAUUUCUAAAAAGGAAUCAGACUUCAUAUUUGUGUUGCAUAUGCAUAUGCAUUUUUCAUUUGUCUUAAUUUUUCACUUUUCUGUUUCUAUUUUUUUCCGCAAAAUCAGCACUUAUUAGAUGCUUACUUGUACUUCAUUAUUUAAUUGUCAAAGGGUUCUAUUUUAUUGCUCAUCAUUGAUAUGCUUGCUAGUAUUGUCUUAGAUACCAAAAAUUAAGUACAUUGAUAAUAUAAAUUUCAGUUCAGCAGAAUUUGUGUCCUGGUGUUAAAUAUAUCCUUCAUUUUCAGCUGCGUUGGACUUCUCUUAUAUACACAUUAGUCUAGUAGUUCUGCAGGUUCGUGAAAAUUUAUGACCCUUCAUGUGUAUCAUUUACAUGUGAUUAUAGCUCCGUGACUCAACCAUGCAUUAGAAGGUAUGGAGUUUACAGUUGUUUUCUUAUUAUAGGGUUGUUGGUAUUGGUUGAGAUAUGCUUAAAGUUAGCUUACUGACAAUUAUAAGAAAGUCUCAGCAGUUCUCCAAAUUUGUCUAUGGUCAAGUGAUGACAUUGUAACGGUCUCUCUUCAGGCCUAUAGUAAUAAUAUUUAUACUUGAAGGAAAAAUAGAGCUUUUAAUUGAUCUUAUAAAUAGAUUUUGUUGCAAUUUAAUUUAGUACUCUCUGAGAAUGUUCACAGCCGCCAUAACAUACGGUAUUUAGAAGAGGUCAGUUUACAAUAUCUCUAACUAGUUUCAAGAUAUACAUGAGCAAUGCAUACUCUUAUCCAUACUUUAACUGUUAACCAUAUUAAUCAAAUUAAACGACACUAUUUUUGAAGGUACAAUCUUGAAUGUGUGCUGGAUAUGACUACAUACAGGUGAUUUGAUGCCAAGUAAUGGAUAUUGAUUCAUAGUCAUUAGUCACUACGUUAUGACUUGGCAUUCCAAGAAUGGCGAUGAAUACCUUUGAACUUUUUGAAACGCUAGGUUCACAAAGAUAUCUCACAAAAGUAAAGCUCACAAAUUGAUGUGACUAGAUGUCAUACAUUAAAUUUACUUUAUAGUAAAAAAGGCUUCUACAAUUUUAAAUACUAGAAUAAGCUAUAUCAAUUUGUGAACUUUAUGUCUCUCAGAUCUUUUUGUGAACCAAGCAUUUAUCUAAAUUUUUUUAUCCAACAAACCCUUGUUACAUAACACAGACAGACAACAUUCAAUGAUUGGAGCCUUAUAAACCUCAUUUGUGACUGCUCUUCAAUGCUCAACACUUUUGUAUUUUGUUAUUUUUUUAGUUUUGUCCUCUUUUAAGUAGGUGAAUGGGCUUAUAUUUCUAACACUUUUUAGUUGCACUAAGCUUGAAUCUGUAACACUGCAUUGGAAAGUGAUAAUUAUUACUGUUUCUCAUUCCCAUGUAGAACUUGGUCUCUGUUGCAUAUGGUUCUGGUCAUUAAUCUUUGCUUGUGAUAUCCUUUUGUAAAUAUAUUGUUUCUGUUGACUAUCAAAUAUAAAUAUGUUGCUUUAACCCCCUCUGUGCAUUUAGGACAAGCUAUUUCUCUCUUUAUUUCAGCCUUUAAAGCAGGGUGGAAGUUUUAUCUGAGCAGCUGGCGCGGCAUUAUUUAUAUGUUGAGGAAUUUGUUAGGGGCGACAUCAAAGCAUGAUGUAUACCUGAUGCAGAACUAUUCAGUUGUGCAUUGGUCCUCAUUGCUGAGGAGGGGCAAAGAAGUGCUCAAUGUUGCUAAACCGAUUGUUCCCACCCUGAAACGCCCUGGAUUGUUGUCUCAGUCACUCUCAAGAGUUCAGAUAAGCACAAUGGCUGUUAAAGAGAAUUUACUGGUGGCUGGUGGGUUUCAGGGGGAGCUAGUUUGCAAGUACUUGAAUCAACCAGGAGUUGCAUUCUGCACAAAAGUGACAACAGAUGAGAAUGCUAUAACCAAUGCAGUGGAUGUUUUCCAAAACCCGAAUGGCUUGAUGAGGGUUAUGACUGCAAAUAAUGAUGCUCGAGUGAGGGUCUACGACGCAGAGAAUUUUGCUUUACUAAAUCUCUUCUCCUACGAUUGGUCUGUAAAUAACACCUCUGUUAGUCCGGAUGGAAAGUUGCUUGCAGUUCUUGGUGACAGUGCUGAAUGUUUAGUCGCUGAUGCUCAGUCUGGAAAAGUCAUUGGGAGCCUCAAAGGGCACCUGGACUAUUCUUUUACAUCUGCUUGGCACCCGGACGGACGAAUUUUGGCAACUGGGAACCAAGACACUACCUGCAGGCUGUGGGACAUAAGGAAUCUGUCCAAAUCCCUGGCUGUAAUAAAGGGAAGGAUUGGGGCAAUAAGAGCCGUAAAGUUCAGCUCAGAUGGGCGGUUUAUGGCUAUGGCUGAGCCAGCAGACUUUGUGCAUAUCCUAGACACGGAGUCUGGAUAUGUUCAGGGUCAAGAGAUUGAUCUAUUUGGGGAGAUUGCCGGAAUAUCAUUUAGCCCCGACAGUGAAGCACUUUUUGUCGGGGUUUCGGAUCGCACGUAUGGCAGCUUGUUAGAGUUCAACAGGAGGCAAAAUAACCAAUAUCUAGACUCCAUCUUCUAGUUUUUUUUUUUUUUUUUGUCAGGCCCCUGAAGCUAUAAGUGCGUUCGCGAUUCCCCUUGGCAUAUUGGGAUUUCUAAUGUUAUAGACCUCUAUUUGGGGUAGACGCAGCUUGUAGAAAUGUUGCUUUGCUGAUGUUUUAUUUUUGGGAGUGUGUGAAGGUGGUGGUGGUGGUCUUUUUGGCUCGUAGAAAAUGUAAGGUAAAUUGUCAUUGUAAAGCCUUUUUUUGAGGUUGCUGUGAAUAGUGAAAAUUGUAAUGCGUA
Molecule: messenger RNA, 3001 nt
Organism: Juglans regia (Persian walnut)
Lineage: Eukaryota; Viridiplantae; Streptophyta; Magnoliopsida; Fagales; Juglandaceae
Exons: 7
Coding region: 1794-2741 (315 amino acids)
Molecular function (GO): protein binding
Source: RefSeq, a predicted model, not a curated record